AUGCUGAUCAAUGUACCUGAAGAUGUCAUCCAUUCAAACAUGAAACAUUUAUUAAUGAACAGAUCAAGUGACAUCACAGAUGGCAACAUUGAUCUUCGAACUUUAUUUAUUUGGCUAUGGAAAAAUCCAAACAUGAGAGAAUUGAUUUUUACUAACAUUAGUGACCGUUGGAUUCCACAUACAAAUAUCGAACUUUUUGCUCAAAAGAUUACACAACGUGAAAUGCCAUGUAAUCCUUAUCUAUAUAUUGGUAGGCCCACAUGUGGCGUUAGUGAAAUCAAGAUCAUACAUAACAAUUUGCAAUAUAUCACGUUGGAAUUGGGAGGUGACAGAUAUCAAAGGAGAAGGUGGAUACAUUGCUUUGAAAAAGUUCAUUGUUUUGUUGUGGUUGCAUCGUUAACGGAUUUCACUGACCCCUAUUGGUUCGACGAGAGUCUUGCAUAUUAUGCUAUGCUUUGUGACAACAAGUGGACAUGUGGCAAAAGAAUUGUUUUAGUAUUGUCAAAGGUGGAUAUUUUGGUCAACAAAUUGCGGAACGGGAGCAUUGCUUAUAAUAGACAGCUUAAUACCGUCGUUCGAAAAGAACUGGCACACGUCGAAAAUGACUGUCAACAACGAAUUAUCAUUAAUUCAAUCAUUUCUGAAUAUUUCCAAAUCUAUAAUAGCAAGACGAGUAGAAAAUGGGCAUUUGAGUAUCACAUUGCGAAUUUAGUUUCUCCUGUGGAUUCAAAACAGUUGAAGAGACGAAUUUUUAACGAUGUACAACCUGAGACUCCUUAUAUUUCUGACUCUCUGUCACCCAACUUUAUUCAUUUACAUUUAACAAAGCAUUGUAAUGGCAGCUUACCUCGAUUUUGUGACAUCGUGAUGGUCACAAAACUAGUGAAAACGAUUACUAAUAAAUAA
This is a messenger RNA of Naegleria lovaniensis, 906 nucleotides long. RefSeq lists its product as uncharacterized. NCBI's taxonomy places the organism in Eukaryota, Heterolobosea, Eutetramitea, Acrasida, Naegleriidae. The transcript has a single exon. Gene Ontology annotation, biological process: G protein-coupled receptor signaling pathway. Gene Ontology annotation, molecular function: G-protein beta/gamma-subunit complex binding; GTPase activity; guanyl nucleotide binding. The record is from RefSeq and is a predicted model, not a curated record. Bases 1 to 906 code for a protein of 301 amino acids.